Messenger RNA from Megalobrama amblycephala (Wuchang bream), 1564 nucleotides. Its product is annotated as macrophage mannose receptor 1-like. NCBI's taxonomy places the organism in Eukaryota, Metazoa, Chordata, Actinopteri, Cypriniformes, Xenocyprididae. Bases 1 to 870 code for a protein of 289 amino acids. The record is from RefSeq and is a predicted model, not a curated record. The transcript has 4 exons.
AUGUCGUGGCCAGAGGCUCAGAGUUACUGCAGAGAGAAGUAUACUGACCUGGCUACUGUAGACAACAUGGAUGAUGUGAACAGGCUGGUAAAUAUAGUGGAUGCUGGAUACAGCGGAUCAGUGUGGAUUGGACUGAAGAGAGGGACACAGACACGCUGGGCUUGGUCUAAUGGAGAAAACAAAUCUUCUCCAUACUCUAACUGGGCUUCAGGAGAGCCAAAUGGGAUUGCAUCUUGUGUAUCUUAUUAUAAAGGGUUCUGGGUUGAUAUGGAUUGUAGCUCUUCCCUAUAUUUUACGUGCUACACGGAAAAUAAUGGAUACCUCAUGGCAUAUGCCGGUAAAACUUGGAGUGAUGCUCAGAGCAUCUGCAGAGAGAAUCACAUAGAUCUGCCCUCCAUCCACAACUCAGAGGAUCAUAACCAGAUAACUAAGAUUCUAAGUUCUGUAGAUCACGUCUGGAUUGGUCUGUUCCAGGACUCUUGGGAAUGGUCUGACAAAUGGAGCCUCUUCUUUAGAAACUGGGCGGAAGGUCAACCAUCCCAGAGUUCAGGAUCUGAUUGUGUCAGCAUGUCAAGAAUCAAUUCUGGGAAAUGGGCUCAUGAAAGCUGUGAUCUAAAGCAUCCUUUUAUCUGCCAUGGAGAUGGCAAGUUGAAACAGAUCGUCAAACUGAAAUUGUCCUGUAAUGGAAAAUACACAUUGAAUGAUCCUUCCAUACAGACUGCCAUCCUGAAUGAGAUAAGUGAAAAGCUGAAGAGCAUGGGGCUGGAAAGUGACAGCAAAAUAAGCUGGAGAAAAGGGGAAGGUGGAGAGGUGUUUCAUCAGGAGAUCAACCGUACUGCGAGUUCCAAUAAUAAAUGUAAUAAGAAGUAAUCUUUUAUUUAGGCCUUUAUAUCAAAAUUCAAAACGAAUAUAGAGUAAUAUAUAGAUAUAUAUAUAGAAUAUAGAGGGGUUUUUAUUUUUAGUAACAGUAGAUUGCUUUAAGGAAUUGUGAAGUAGUUUUAGCAGAAUUAUCAGUUAUUUAAAGUGCCCCUAUUAUGCUUUUUUUUUAAAGUUACCUAAUUUUGUUUUGGAGGUCUACAACAGGUUUAUGUACAUCAGAGGUCAAAAAACACUUUAAUUUUCUCAUAAUAUACAUUGCACAAGUGGUGGCUCGUCAGGGUAGGCGGAUAAUUUACCCUAAUGUUAAUAAAAUUCCCAGUUAUUCAUUUCAUUUCAUGUCUCAGAAUGUGUAUUUUUGUUUAUAAUUUCACCUCUGUAUAUCAUAACAUGUUACUGAUAUCAAAAGCACCGCUGUUCUUUUACAAACAUGCCGAAUCUGCCGAUGUCAGUACAAGCACAGGGAAUAGAGAAAGGGAGGUGGAGGCACAUGAGCGGAGCUCGUCUUGUGCCUUAGUUGGUAAAAAAUUAGGCAAUCACCAGCGAGUGUUUUACAUUCAGUGCUUAGGAGAAAAGGUACAUCGCAGAGGAGGCUAGCCCAGAGAUUGUAUAUUAGACGGCGAUGAGAGGGUCUGUAUCUCUUACCAUUGGAGAAAGCGUAACAGCUAACUUAAUCACAUGUGGCACC